Molecule: messenger RNA, 2562 nt
Organism: Trematomus bernacchii (emerald rockcod)
Lineage: Eukaryota; Metazoa; Chordata; Actinopteri; Perciformes; Nototheniidae
Product: interferon-induced GTP-binding protein Mx-like
Exons: 11
Coding region: 137-2200 (687 amino acids)
Biological process (GO): defense response to virus
Cellular component (GO): membrane; cytoplasm; nucleus
Molecular function (GO): microtubule binding; GTP binding; GTPase activity
Source: RefSeq, a predicted model, not a curated record
AGUGUUAGUUGAGUCCGGCACACCAAGCUCGUAGAAACAGCCUGUGCAAUUUGUACUACACUUAUCUGCGACAGACGCAGGAAUUGUCCUUUAGUUUCCUGUUUUCUAUUACCUUAGGCGACAAGAAGUCAUCAUCAUGAACUCUCUUAACCAACAGUAUGAGGAGAAGGUGCGUCCCUGCAUCGACCUCAUCGACUCUCUUCGCUCUCUGGGUGUAGAGGAGGACUUGGCUCUGCCUGCUAUCGCCGUCAUUGGAGACCAAAGCUCGGGGAAGAGCUCCGUGCUGGAGGCGCUGUCAGGGGUAGCUCUACCAAGAGGAAGUGGCAUUGUGACAAGAUGUCCCCUCGAACUGAAGAUGAAGAGAAGGAAAGAAGGAGAGGGGUGGUACGGGAAGAUAAGCUACCAGGACUUUGAGGAAGAGCUAAAAGACCUUGCAGGUGUGGAGAAGAAGAUUAGAGAAGCUCAGAAUAAAAUAGCCGGGACCGGGUCUGGGAUCAGUCAUGAACUCAUCAGUCUGGAGAUCGCCUCUCCUGAUGUUCCCGACCUGACGCUCAUUGACCUGCCCGGCAUCACCAGGGUGGCUGUAAAGGGACAAAAAGAAAACAUUGAAAAUCAGAUAAAGAGCCUGAUCCAGAGGUUCAUCACAAAACAAGAAACCAUCAGUUUGGUGGUUGUCCCCUGCAAUGUGGACAUCGCAACCACAGAAGCUUUGAAGAUGGCACAGGAAGUGGAUCCUGAAGGAGAGAGGACUCUGGGGAUCAUGACCAAGCCUGAUCUGGUGGACAAAGGCACAGAGGAUUCAGUGGUUAAAGUUGUCCAUAAUGAGGUUUUCCCCCUGAAGAAAGGCUACAUGAUCGUCAAGUGCCGGGGUCAGAAGGAGAUCAAAGACAAAGUGUCUCUUACUGAAGCGCUAGAAAGAGAGGAAGCCUUCUUCAGCGAACAUGCCUAUUUCAAGACUCUCUACGAUGAAGGCCAUGCCACUGUUCCUAAACUGGCGGAGAAACUCACUCUUGAGCUGGUGCAUCAUAUCAAGAGAUCUCUGCCUCGACUGGAAGAACAGAUAGAGAAGAAACUUAAGACUACUCAGGCAAAUCUGGACAAAUGUGGCCAUGGACCCCCACCAGACGCAACGGAGAGGAUUGGUUAUCUCAUUGAUAGAGUGACAGCAUUUACACAGGAUGCCAGCAGUCUCACCACAGGGGAGGAACUAACAUUUGGAGGCAGGCCAAACGUCUUUUCCAUUCUCAGGAAAGAGUUUGCUGCAUGGAAAGAUGUCAUAGAGGACUCUGGAGUAACAUUCAACAGGAACAUUGAGAAGGAGGUGAAUCAGUAUGAACAAAAGUACCGUGGAAGAGAGUUGCCGGGCUUCAUCAACUACAAGACGUUUGAGGGCAUGGUCAAAGAGCAGAUCAAACGGCUGGAAGAGCCUGCUGUACUGAAACUCAAGGGAGUAACAGGCAUGUCUUAUCAUGAUACUUGCAGACCACCUGAAAAUGUGAGACCUUUGAGUUAUUUUAAAUUGAUCUGGUAUUGUCUGGAUUUUUAUUUUACAUCAGAAAUUGUGAAGAAGGAGCUGUUAGAGUUGGCGCAGAGCAGCCUCGUUGGACUUCCCAACCUCAUCAGAACAGCCCAGAUGAAGAUCGAAGCCAUCACAAAGGAGAAGGAGGCUGCUGCAGAGUCCAUGCUGAGGACUCAGUUUAAGAUGGAGAUGAUUGUUUACACCCAGGACAGCACAUACGGCAAGAAGUUAGGGAAGAGGAAGAGGGAAGAAGAACAGCCUGCUGCGUCAUUCUUUCGUGCACAAAAGAAUACUGUUGUGCCAUCCUUUUGUUCACAAACGAAUCCGCUCGGCAUCAGUACUGUAAACAGCAGUAACAGUGGGGCCACCCUUAAAGAGAUGCUCAAACACCUUGAAUCCUAUUACCAAAUUGCUGGCCAGCGUUUGGCUGACCAGAUCCCGCUGGUGAUCCGCUACCAUGUGAUGCAGGAGUCUGCCCUCCAGCUGCACAGGGAGAUGCUGCAGAUGCUUCAGGACAAGGAGAAAACCGAGUGCUUGCUUCAAGAGGACUUUUCAAUGGAAAAUAGGAGAAGACAACUUCAGAAACGCCUGAAGCGCAUGUCAGGGGCCCGUGUUCUGUUGAAUGACUUCAGCAUGAACAUAUACAACUUCAACACAACCCAAGUAAAGCGCAAACCUUAAAAUCAGAUUCCUGAUGGAAGAAGUUAGUUGGGUUUUCACAUUCAUCACAUUUCUUUUCUUUUGCAGAUUUGUGAUAUUAUUAGUCACUUAAGCUAGAACAGCAAGUAAAAUAAAGAGUGGCUAUUGAUAAGUGAUCCAAUGUAAUAUUCUUAUUCAUUAUUUGCCUUUUAAUUAAUUUUGUUCAUAAAUAUUAUGACUUGUUAUUCUUCUUCAUAUUAUAUAUCACUUACAUGUUUACUCUUAUGUUCUUGUUGAACUUGUGUGAACUCUUAUCUGCACUGUCCUUUGUUUCUCUCUUAAUCUGUGGCAGCUUUAACACCUGAAUUUCCCUACGGGCACCAAUAAAGGUCUAUUUUAUCUUG